AUGCAAAUUAAAUUCUUAGGAAUCGCAGCAUUAGUAGCAGCAGUAAGCGCUGGUCCAGUCGUUAGAGACAACGACGUAGAGAGCUACACUAACAUCCGUCCUAACCAACUCUGGAAGCGUGAUGUUGGCGAAGAGAGCUACACAAGCCCACCACCAAACCAGACUUACAAGAGAGUCAAUGAGGAAGGACUUGUAAACCCACCUCCAAACCAAACUUACAAGAGAGUUACUGAGGAGGGUCUUGUUAACCCACCACCAAACCAAACCUACAAGAGAAAUGAUGAGGAAGGUCUUGUAAACCCACCUCCAAACCAAACUUACAAGAGAGUUAACGAGGAGGGACUCGUUAACCCACCACCAAACCAAACUUACAAGCGCGGUGGUAACUCAGAGGAAAGCUACACCAACCUCCGUCCAAACCAAACUUGGAAACGUGUUGAUGAGGAGGGCCUCGUCAACCAAGGACCAAACCAAGUCUAUUAA
Wallemia mellicola CBS 633.66 is the source of this 483-nucleotide messenger RNA. RefSeq lists its product as hypothetical. The record is from RefSeq and is a predicted model, not a curated record. The transcript has 10 exons. Lineage: Eukaryota; Fungi; Basidiomycota; Wallemiomycetes; Wallemiales; Wallemiaceae. The coding region runs from base 1 to 483 and encodes 160 amino acids.